AUGGCAAAAAACCCGAGCAAAAGAGACGUUAAAACAAGCCCAUUGUCUAUUUUCGGAGAACAAGAAGGUGUUAUCUUACGGUCAUCUACUAAGCGAUACCGCGUCAUUAAGACCAUUGGUUGGGGGACUUUCGGUAUAGUAGUAGGUGUUAGUGAUGAAGAACAACAUGUCUUUGCUGUCAAACGUGUCCUUCAAGACCCAAAGCUGAAAAACAGAGAACUCUUCAUACUCAAUAAACUCAAACACACUAACGUCGUGGAGCUUUUAGACUCAUUCACUACAACCCUUCCUGGAUAUGAAGAGCAAUGCUUAAACCUUGUGACAGAGUGUUACCCAGAGAGUCUGCACCAGAUGUUACAUGACUACACUGUCGAACAACUUCCUAUACCUUUGGGGCACGUCCGGUUGUUCACUUACCAACUGUGCAGAGGGUUGUGCUACCUCCACAGUAUGAACAUCUGCCAUAGAGACUUAAAGCCACAGAACAUCUUGAUUGAUCGAGAGAAGCUCCACCUCAAGAUUUGUGAUUUUGGCGCAGCCAAAAUCCUCGACGUCCAACAACCAAACACCGCUUAUAUAUGCACCCGACACUACAGAGCACCAGAGUUGAUAUUUGGAUGCAUUAAUUAUACGACUGCUAUUGAUAUCUGGAGUGUGGGGUGUAUCAUAGCGGAGUUACUGACAAGUCAAAUACUCUUUAGAGGGAUGACAACGUCGGACCAGUUAUCUAAGAUUAUGGGAAUCAUUGGGUCACCCUCUGUCGAACAAGUCUUAGCAAUGAACCCUGAAAGCCCAUACACUAAAAUACCUAAAGUUGAAGGAAAGGGCAUCGAUGAGGUAUUGAUGUACACGGACUCUCCAGAUAACGCCUACGAACUCUUGCAACAAAUAUUCCAAUACGAUCCAAUCAAGAGACCAACCGCUAUGGAUAUCAUGUUGAGCGACUUUUGUAAAGACAUGUUCAGAGAACUUUUAAGAUCAGACGGAUUUGGCGACUGGACGGAUUACACGGCGGACGAGUGGCUUCUUGCAGACGCCAUCAAGAAGGUGGACGUUAUGAAAACGUUCUGUAUGCUCGACAAAAAACGACGAGAUAGGUACACUAAGAAAUAA
Molecule: messenger RNA, 1113 nt
Organism: Entamoeba invadens IP1
Lineage: Eukaryota; Evosea; Mastigamoebida; Endamoebidae
Exons: 2
Coding region: 1-1113 (370 amino acids)
Biological process (GO): protein phosphorylation; signal transduction
Cellular component (GO): cytoplasm
Molecular function (GO): protein serine/threonine kinase activity; ATP binding
Source: RefSeq, a predicted model, not a curated record